This is a messenger RNA of Prunus armeniaca (apricot), 390 nucleotides long. The record is from the annotation of a GenBank genome assembly. NCBI's taxonomy places the organism in Eukaryota, Viridiplantae, Streptophyta, Magnoliopsida, Rosales, Rosaceae.
AUGAGAUCAUUAGGUUGUCACGAGUGCAUAGGAUUUUACGGAUCUCAAUUUGGAUGUCGUUUGACUAUCGAACGGAUUUCGCAUAUUGUGCGUUAUUCGGGUUCGAUAAGUUCUAACCGUUGGAUCGAAUUCGCGGAUCGUGAAUCGGAGGCCCGGAUGUUCCGAUUCAAUAAUUUGAAGUUUGUGGAAUUAGCGAUAACCGUAGGAUGGGAAGCGAUUCCCAAACCUGGUUCGUAUCUCGAAAUAGGUACUUCGGUCAAUCAUUCGCAGCAGGCAGGACCCUCUCGGGGCCGGGCAGCGUGGGAUUACCUAGUACGAGGAGUUGUUGUGAGAUUGUGGAAAGAUAUGAGUUUGAGGGAUGGUUGUGAGAUGUAUGAGUAUGUUAGGUGA